AUGGAAUUAUCUGAAGGUGAGUUAUCACAUACGUCAUCUUCGUCAUCGUUUGUUCCUGUUGAUCAACGGCAAUUGCAAGAUGCAAUUCAGAUCAUUGAUGAGGAUAAGCAUUUCAACACUGGAAUUCUUGACUAUAUCAACAAGACGUCACCCGCUGACGUAGGCAACAACUAUCACAUUAUUUCUGUUUUUGGGUCACAAUCGACUGGGAAGUCUACGUUGUUGAACAGAUUAUUUAAUACCAAUUUCGAUGUUAUGGAUGAGCUGAACCGUCAGCAAACCACCAAGGGGAUAUGGUUGGCGUACUCGCCAGUGGUAUCGACAACGUCGGGACACACCACAAGCAAGUCCAAUAUUCUUGUUAUGGACGUAGAAGGUACUGAUGGGAGAGAGAGGGGCGAGGACCAGGAUUUUGAGCGUAAAGCUGCGUUGUUUGCGUUGUCGACAUCGGAGAUCUUGAUUAUCAAUAUCUGGGAGACUCAGGUAGGGUUGUACCAGGGUGCGAAUAUGGGAUUGUUAAAAACAGUGUUUGAAGUUAAUUUGUCGUUGUUUGGGAAAAGCAAGUUGGAAAAGCACAAUGAGCAUAAGGUGUUGUUAUUGAUUGUUAUUAGGGACCAUGUUGGUGUUACGCCAGUCGAGAGUUUAGCCAAGACAUUUACGCUGGAUUUGCAGAACAUGUGGGGCAGUCUUUCCAAGCCGGCAGAGUUGGAGCAUUUGCGAUUUGCCGAUUUCUUUGAUGUCAGUUUCCAUGCACUUAACCAUAAGGUUCUUCAACCAAAAGAGUUUGGCGAGGGUAUUAAUAAGCUCGGUGAUAGGUUGGUGGUCAACAAUGAAUUGUUUAAGCCCGAGUACCACCACGAUGUUCCAAUUGACGGGUGGACAAUGUAUGCUGAGCGAUGCUGGGAGCAGAUUGAAACCAAUAAGGAUUUGGAUUUGCCGACACAACAGAUUUUGGUUGCUCAGUUCAAGUGUGAUGAGAUUGUUGAGGGUGUGUUCCAAGAGUUUUUGUCAAAGUACCAGCACCAUUUCAAGGAGGUGGAUGUGGAUGUUGACUUUGCAGAGUUGGGCGAGUUGUUUGUUGAUUUGAGAUCUGAUUCGCUUGAGGAUUACGAUGUUUCUGCGUCUAGGUACAACAAGGCUGUUUAUGAACAGAAGAGGGCAAAAUUAAGAGGAUUGAUCAACGAUAAGCUUAAGGAGGUGUUUGAUGUGCAUGCAAAGAAAUUGUGUGAUACCUUGUUGGAGACGUUCCAGAAGGAUUUGGUUGCAUUAAAAGGUAAGGAUUUUGCCGUGAAUGUGAAAGCGUUAUCUACGAAGUUGGUUGAGCAGGUGGUUGACACGCUUAGUUUGAUGUCGUUGCAUGGCGACAUUUCUUCGAAUGAGAUAACUUCGGGGUUGAGUAAGGAGAUUGACGCUACCAUUGCCAAGCAACAGGUUAUUGAACUCAACUCGAUUGUUAACAAGUCGGUGAAGAAACUUUCCGGUAGUUUAUCGAAAUCAAUUCAGUUUGAGUUGGGCGAUCCAAAUGACGAGACGUGGGAUAAUGUUUUGCAGAUGUUUAAGGAGUCGUACGACAAGUUUGGUGGUGAUUUUGGGUUGGGUACAUCUACCACCCAAAACGAGCAGGCCAUUGAAAGAUUCAAGUUCAAAUCGUGGUGCCAGUUUUAUGACGUCACCCGCAAGUUGAUUUCUAAAGAGAAAUUGUUGGCAUUACUACAAGAUAGGUUUGAUGACAAGUUUCGGUACGAUGAGAAUGGGUUACCGAAAUUGUACCUUAAUGAGCAAGACUUGGAAAAGACGUUUGCGGUGGCUAAACAGUAUGCGUUGCAGGUGUUGCCGAUAUUGACUCUUGCCAAGUUGGCAGAUGGCUCAGAGAUUGUUCCCGAGUACGAUAUUUUUGAUUCCAAAUUGAGAGAGGAGUUUUUAGGGGCUUACGACGAUAGUGAUGAUGAGGACGAUCAUUGUUUUGCGGAAGUUGUCACCGAGCAAGAGAAGCUGGAGGUUUUGGCUAAGUUUAAGAAGGAAGUUGACGCCAAGUACAUUGAGACCAAACGGUCUAUUGUUCAGCAUAUCACGCAAAUCCCAUACUACAUAUACUUGAUUAUCUUGGUGCUUGGGUGGAAUGAGUUUAUGGCGAUUAUCCGGAACCCAUUAUUUUUCUCGUUGAGUAUUGUGUUGGGGGCAACGGUGUAUGUUUUGUACUACUUGAACUUGUUAAAGCCGGCUAUGUUAGUGGCACAACGAACAAUGGACGAGGUCAUUAUUAUGGCCAAAACAAAGUUGAGGGAGGUAUUGAUUGAUGACCAUGAGGUUACAGGGCGCCAGUUGAAUAAGAUUGCGGGCGGUAAGGAAAAUAUUGAACUAGACGAUAUGUAA
Candida dubliniensis CD36 is the source of this 2373-nucleotide messenger RNA. RefSeq names its product dynamin-like GTPase (gene NAG6). The coding region runs from base 1 to 2373 and encodes 790 amino acids. Gene Ontology annotation, biological process: endoplasmic reticulum membrane fusion. Gene Ontology annotation, cellular component: endoplasmic reticulum. Lineage: Eukaryota; Fungi; Ascomycota; Pichiomycetes; Serinales; Debaryomycetaceae. Gene Ontology annotation, molecular function: GTPase activity; GTP binding. The transcript has a single exon. The record is from RefSeq and is a predicted model, not a curated record.